AUGUGGCAGAAGCUGUUGAGUAUGUAUGAACAAUCAUCAAGUCAGAGACUAGAAAGAAAAAUGGAACAGUUCUUUACAUCUAGUAUAACUGAUGGAGAAGAUUUGAUAAAAUAUAUCUCAAGAUUGCUGUUAAACAUCAGAGAAGUGAAUGAUGAACUUAAAAAGCAUAAAGCUUCAGAACUGCCAGAAUUUGUGUUGAUGUCAAGGAUUAUGAGUACACUACCUAAAGAAUUCUUUGAGUUCAAGAGUGUGUGGGAAAGCAUACCAGUGAAAGACAGAAGUGUUGAUUUGCUUAUAGAGAGAACUCGUCUGAUUGAGUCCAGGCUACUUAGGUCUAUGAAUUCUGAUAAUGGACAAGCCUUACAGGAGGUCACCCACCCAGGACUUAAUCAAGAGCUGCCACUAGAGACGAGACGACCGACCAUGGGUCAGGAGCGAGAAGCCUGA
Molecule: messenger RNA, 447 nt
Organism: Macrosteles quadrilineatus (aster leafhopper)
Lineage: Eukaryota; Metazoa; Arthropoda; Insecta; Hemiptera; Cicadellidae
Exons: 2
Coding region: 1-447 (148 amino acids)
Source: RefSeq, a predicted model, not a curated record